AUGGUGAAUCUAGAUAAAUCAAAAGCAUCAUUUAGUCGAAAUGUGAGAGAUGAAGAAAAAGAGAUGAUAUGUAACUGGAUGGAUGUAAAGAUUGUGAUAAAUCAUGCAAAGUAUCUAGGUUUACAUGUUGUGUUCGGAAGAUCGAAGAAUGAGAUUUUUGCUAUGGUGGUUGUGAGAGUUUGGAAGAAACUUAAGGGCUGGAAUGAGAGAGUUCUUUCUAGGGAUGGUAAAGAGGUUCUAAUCAAGACGGUGGUACAGACUAUUCUAAGUUAUAUCAUGAGUUACUACAAAAUCCUGUACUCAUGUUGCAAGGAGAUCGAGUCAAUGUUGGCAAAAUUUUGGUAUGGGUCCAAGGAUGGUGAGAGGAAAGUUCAUUGA
Molecule: messenger RNA, 378 nt
Organism: Lathyrus oleraceus (garden pea)
Lineage: Eukaryota; Viridiplantae; Streptophyta; Magnoliopsida; Fabales; Fabaceae
Exons: 1
Coding region: 1-378 (125 amino acids)
Source: RefSeq, a predicted model, not a curated record